AUGUUUAAUUCUGGUUCAACAUCAACACCGAGUAAUACAAGUCUUUUUGCAACAUUCACACCUGUAAAUCCAAAUCGAACAACAACUAGUUCAUUAUUUGGUAAUACAACAAUAACACAACCUAAUACAUUGACAUCAACACCAUUUGCAUCAACAAGUUUAUUUGGAGCAGCAACUCCUCCGACAACAACUCUUCAAGUUCCAUCAACUGGGACAGGUACAAUACAUAGAUUUGAUGCUGUUCUUGGUGUAGAUAAAAUAAAUAAAAAUGGUAUUCAAACACAAAUUCGUACAAAAAUUUUCAAUUUAUGUGCUAUGCCAACUUAUGAAAAGAAGUCCACGGAGGAACUUCGAUUAGAAGAUUAUCUAGAUAAUCGAAAAUUUCCAUCACCAACUACAAGUCCAUUUCCAUCAGCAUCAUCUACAACAUCUCUAUUUGGUGGACCAACAACAACAAAUCCUGCAACGAAUACAAGUAUUUUUGGUACAAAUACGACAACAACAUCAUCACCAUUAACUGCAACUUUAUUUGGAAAUAAGCCAGCUAUAUCCACAGCAUCAACAUUACCAUUUUCAUUCGGUGCUCCAACCACAACAACACCAGCACCAUUUUCAUUUGGUGCAUCGACAACAACUACAUCAAAUCCUACUGCUCCAUUUGGUAAUACAGUACCUACACCUGGAACUAUAACAUCAACGUCACCAUUUGCAUUCGGAGGCACUAGUCAAGCACCAACCACAACAACUAUACCAGCUUUUAGUUUUGGUAAUACUACUUCAUUAUUUCCAGCAGCUAAUACAACAACAGCUGGUUCAUCAUUUGGUUUUCCAACAGCAAAACCAACAACAAGUACAUUUUCAUUUACUCCAACAACAGCAACAUCAAUAGCGCCAUCAUUUAGUCUUUUUCCAACAGCAACAACUGCUGCUCCUACAUUAUUUACAACAUCAAAUCAACCAGUAACAACAUUAAAUGUAAUAAAUACACAAUCAUCUGUUGAUACACGAACUCAUUUACAAUUAUUUCAAACAAUGCUUAAUAUACAACCAUUUAAUAGUGAACUUGGCUUUCUUGCACGAAAUAUAAAACCAAAUAUUGGUCUUGAUCGAGCUCGAAUUCGUACUGUGCCUGAUUCUAGCAAUAGUCAUCCAUUAAACAAUGUAUUUUCUCCUCUUCUUGCAAAACCAUCUGUUCUUGCAUCAAGUACAUCAACACCACCAUCAACAUUAGCUAAUCCAUUACCAAAUCAUUCACAUACAUUACCAUCUGUUUUAUUACCAUCAUCGACAACAAAUACAUCAAUGAUUUUAUUUGGUAAACGUAAAUUAGCUGAUUCAUUUCUUGAUGAUGAUGAUGAUAAUUCAUUAAUGAUGGAUGAUGGACCAUCAUUAUCAAUUAAUAAAAUAUCUAAAACAAAUGUUCUUAAACGACCACGUAUACUUGAUAUGAAUAAAAUUCGUUCAGUUGUACUUGGAGGUGGUGGAACAGGAGGAGGAGGAGGAGGAGGAGGAGGAGGAGGAGGAGUAAAUAAUGAAAUUUUAACAAAAGAAGAAAAUUAUUCUGAUACAUUUAUUGUUAAAUCAACAUCAGAUAAUUUAUCUGGAUGGAAGAAAUUUUCAACUUAUGAUGCAUAUUUAGCAUCAAAAAAACAACAAAUUGAAAAUAUAAAAAUAUCUGAUGAUGAUGAUAAUAUUAAUAAUAAUGAUAAACAAAUAAAUUUUAAUGAAAAUAAAUUUGAACGAGAACGUGCUUUUCGUUUACCUAAAUUAACACAUGAUGAUUAUUAUACAAAACCCACAAUUGAUGAAUUACGUAAUUAUUUUAAUGAAAAAGGACAAUGUUUAGUUAAAGAAUUUACUGUUGGACGAGAACAUUAUGGUUCUGUGACAUUUCAAGGUUCAAAAAUCAAUUUAGCUGGUCUUGAUCUUAAUCAAUUAAUUGAAAUUGGUCGUAGACAAAUAACUGUUUAUCCUGAUGAUAAUAAUAAACCAGCUGAAGGUGAAGAAUUAAAUUGUCAAGCAAUAAUAUCUUUAUUAGGUGUUUAUCCAAUUGAUCGUUCAAUAUCAAAUAGUGGCGAAGAAGUAACUGAUCCUGAUAGAUUAAUUGAAAUGAAUUAUGGAAAUUAUUUACGUGAUAUGACUAAAAAAUUUCAUGGACAAUUUCUUGAUUAUGAUGUUUAUACAGGAACAUGGACAUUCAAAGUUGAACAUUUCUAA
Rotaria sordida is the source of this 2217-nucleotide messenger RNA. The record is from the annotation of a GenBank genome assembly. NCBI's taxonomy places the organism in Eukaryota, Metazoa, Rotifera, Eurotatoria, Philodinida, Philodinidae.